This is a messenger RNA of Hypanus sabinus (Atlantic stingray), 2981 nucleotides long. Its product is annotated as serine/threonine-protein kinase 17B-like. The transcript has 7 exons. The record is from RefSeq and is a predicted model, not a curated record. Gene Ontology annotation, biological process: protein phosphorylation; intracellular signal transduction; positive regulation of apoptotic process. The coding region runs from base 428 to 1567 and encodes 379 amino acids. Gene Ontology annotation, cellular component: nucleus. Gene Ontology annotation, molecular function: ATP binding; protein serine/threonine kinase activity. NCBI's taxonomy places the organism in Eukaryota, Metazoa, Chordata, Chondrichthyes, Myliobatiformes, Dasyatidae.
UCCCGGCGAGCGGGACGAAACUUUCGGCAGCGGGCAGUGAGGAAGUUCUUGCGAAGGGUCUCCGACAGCGGCCAACCUGCUGAGUGUUUCUAGCAUUUUACGCGUGUUUUAAAUUUUGGCCGGCCGGCCGGCCUGGCCACUUGCCCGCGCAGGCGGGGCGGGGGAAAACCGUUGCAUCGAGAGCAGGGGGAAGUGGCGGCUGGUGCGCCUGCGCGCCGGAUCGCCCCGUGCCGCCCCGUGCCGCCCGGUAGAGCGCGAGCGCUGAUGGCCGGUGAGGGGAGGACCGGCUCUUCCGUGCGUCUUGAGGAGGGUCGCUUCUAAACUCUGAAAGGCGGUGGCUGCGGGCAACUUCUCUCCCCACCUCCCCACACACACAUCGGACUGAAGUUGGAGCCCGGGUCAGGGAAAAGUUGGAGCGGCCGCCAGCAUGUGUGAGAAUCGGUGUAGGCGGAUGGUGGACAGGGGCAAGCGGCCCGUCCUGUUCGAUCACAUCCAGACCGCUUUCGCCACCUCCUCCUUCUACGACAACUAUCUGGUGACACAGAAAGAGCUGGGCAGAGGCAAAUUUGCUGUAGUGAGAAAAUGUGUGGAGAAGGCAACUGGGAAAGAAUAUGCAGCUAAGUUUCUGAAGAAGAGGCGUCGUGGCCUGGAUUGCAAAUCUGAUAUCAUUCAUGAAAUUGCUGUACUUGAAAUGGCCAAGUCGAGUCCACAUGUUAUAGACCUGUAUGAAGUAUAUGAAACGAAUAAUGAUAUCAUCCUCGUAUUAGAAUAUGCUGCUGGAGGGGAAAUCUUUAAUCUUUGUGCAGCUGACCGAGACGAAGCUCCCACAGAAAAGGAAGUGAUCAGGCUUCUUCAACAGAUUCUUGAAGGAGUAGCUUUUCUCCACCAGAACAAUAUUGUACAUCUAGACUUAAAGCCACAGAAUAUCUUGCUAACUAGCUCAUCGCCAUUGGGUGAUAUAAAGAUAGUAGACUUUGGUUUGUCAAGGAGAAUUGGAAGUGUUGGUGAAUUAAGAGAAAUCACAGGAACACCAGAGUACAUUGCCCCUGAAAUCUUGAGCUAUGAACCAAUCUCUACAGAAACAGACAUGUGGAGCAUAGGAGUGUUGGUAUACAUGAUGCUGACAGGGGAGUCACCAUUUCAGGGCAAAGAUAAACAAGAAACUUUUCUUAAUAUCUCGCAAGUUAAUGUUGAUUAUUCGGAUAAAAUAUUUGAAGGCAUCUCCAAAACUGCAAUUGAAUUUAUUCAACAGCUUCUAGUCAAGAAACCUGAGCACCGAACAAGUGCUGAAGCAUGUCUUUUUCAUCCUUGGCUGCAAACAGAGGAGAUGAUGAAUAACCCUAUACCAGAAAUUGCACCAUGUGUUUCACUGUUGGGGAUGCAGUCCAUUAAGUCUUCAGAGGAGAAGAAUCCUAUUCGAUCACCCACGUUUGGGUCAGGCAGACAUUUGAACAAAGAAAAUAUUUCUGAAGAAUCAUCAAUUGUUCCCAAACGCUUCCGGUUUGAUGAUUCUUACAAAAAUUGUCAUGAUAUUACAGAGAAUUGGUAUUCUGAAACUGGUGUAUAGACAGUUGAGGUGUAGGGCACUUUGGGGAAAACAUUUGCAUUUAUGCAUUGGUCUUAACCCUUUAUAAAAGUGAUUCUGAUACAUAUAACAUGUUGGUUCAAAUGCCUCAAUGUUGAAUUCCAUCUGUGACUCUUGAUGGCCAUUGCCUAGCUAGCAUGUUCAAUCUUUUUUUUAAAGGCAUUUAUAUGGGGCAGUAAUUAUUGAUUUGCACUAAUCUCAAUGGCUCAAAAAUUAAAAAAAAAUAUAUUUUAAUAAAAUGAGCUACAAUUGCAGUUAUGCUUGGGAUAAUAAGGACCAAAAAAAGUAAUGUUUUGGAAGUUAAAUGUUAACUUAAUUCAUUGUGCUUUAAUAAUUCAUAUAGUACCUAGGUAUCAAUACUACCGGGGGUGUUUUCAUGCAUUAAAGAAAUGUGACAAGGUCCAGUGAAUAUUAGUGAAUCCUUAUAUACAAAUAGUUAUCCAGAAAAUUUAUAGAUGCAUCUGCACUAAGAAGAGGUAAUUGUUAAAGAUAUAAUUUAGAAACUUAAUGUUUAAGUAUUUUCACAGGUUGAUUGAAAACUUAAAUAUGUUGGAAGCUGUUAGCUAUGUGUUUAAAGUUUAAGUUCUUCAAGGAGUAGAAUUUGAGGCAAAAUAUAGUGAUUCUCUGUAGAUAGAAUUGGUGUUGUAAACUGUACAUAUUUGACCUUUAUAACAGGUCAUGAAAAUUUGCAUAAAAUGCAAUAUAAAUUACGACGUUAUUUAACCAGUUCCAUGGCUAGGGUUUUAUACUUGUCCACUCAGGAUGUUCAGUCUGCUGUGCUGUAUAAGAGAAAUUACGUAGACUGAAUGCAGAGGUAAAAAUCCCUGGCAUCCAUAUCCAUCUGUUCAGAAUAACUCUCAGCUAUUUCCAAAGGAAGUCUUGAAAUUGUUAUCCUAAUUUUUGUUGCAUGUGAUGAUUCACCACAUGAUGAUUAAACUGGAAGAAUAAAUGUUAAAAAUAUUUAGACCCUUUUUUUUACAUGUAUUUACAUCAAUUUUUACUUGGUUUUAUCCUGGAGGUGUAUGACAUUAAAUAUUUUUUGAAGUAAUAAUGACAUUUUAAGUAAUCUGUAACAAAUAUUAAAAUUAUUUGGGAAUAUUACUUUCAUAUUUAUAAAUGGAAAUUUUAAUUACAGAGAUAAGAUUUUUAUGUUUUUAAAUAUCCUAUCAAAAUUUCAUAUAAAUAUUCAGGAAGCCAGAAUCUAGCUUAAAGUACAGAAUGAAUGGGAAAACACUUUUUUAAUGGCUGCUAUUAGCGGCCAUGACGUUUCUGUAACCUUAGAAAAAAUAUUUUCUUAAUGUGUUGUAAUCUGGUGAUUAACUAUUGAUACCCAUGGUUGGAAAUUAUUUAUUUUCUUAAAGUGUUGAAAAUUGUAAUAAAAUCAGUUCCUUGAGAA